UCGGGAUAGGGUGGCGUGCGGGCCGUCUUGCAGCGCGUCGGUUGACAGGGAGCGCGGGAGGUUUGGCAGUGCAAUACGAGAGAGAGUGCGUGACGGUGCGACUUCGGGAUCUGUGAAAAAUGUCUGUGUGGAAAAUGAAAGAAACGGUGAAAGUGAAAGUGAUCCGCGAGCGUGCUCCAGUGAUGAUUUAGAGGAAACAAAUAUCCAGUCUAGAAUCAUUUGCGUUGACGAACCACAGGACAUCUGCACGUCUUCCAGAGACGCUGACGUCGUUGAACAUUUAGCAGUGACUUCCGGUGACGUCACGAAACCAGUUGAUGACGUCACAAACAACAACAAAAGAACACGUAUUUAUUCUAGAAGCAGCUUGGCUUCACAUGACUCUAGGACACCGUCUUAUGAAACUCUAGAAAAUGCAGUGAACGAAACUAAAGGAAACCGCGAAAGUAAGACAGAAACUGAGCGAAAUUGCGCGGAGGUGAAGGGAAGAGGAGAAGGAAGGAGGAGCGAGUCCCGAGCGCGCCCGAGAGAACAGGAUAGACCCGUCGGCCGUAGUUCCUCCGAGGAUGAUGUCGAUCAGGAUAGCUUGGAGGGACCAUGGUCGACGCCCCAGCUAGCCAAGGUCGUGCAGGAGCUGGUCGUGUCGCGGAAAUUCAGCAUGACGACGGCGCAGGUGAAGAAGCGGCAGCAGAACCUCGGCCGUCUCGACGUCUCCCAGAAGGAUCGAACGGUGAUUUUUGACAGCUCAAGGUUUCCUCGGAACGGAAGCGACAAGGACUGCGAGCACCGGCAGGAGCGAGAGGCAGGGAAGGGCGACGCACAGGAGGAAGCCAAGGGCGCGCCUAAAUGGGCCGGCAGAGCUCGAAGCAACGGCCGGAACGGAGUCGCGUGGCAGCAAACAGCGAGGAAGGGAAGGCGGAGAAAGAGUGUUGAAGGAGACGGGAGCCAGUCGGAGGCGUCGACAGACAGCCAUGCCCCCGGGGAAGAGAGCGCCGGCACUCAGGAAGGGCGUCGGCACUUCACUAAACACAGCUGCGUCAAAGUUAGCAAAACGGAGACCAAGAGGAGCGGCGGAGGCGGGCCCAGGGGGAAGUACUUUGCGUGGGCGAACGAAAGCAACAAGGGGGACUCGCGGGGGGCGGGGAACAAGGACGAGAAUAAGGUCAUGCCUUCCCCCAGGAUCGAGAGGAUGUGUCGCUCGCCCCAACUCCACAAAGGCCGCAUGUUUAGCAGUCACAGGAGAGACUCCUCGAGUAGUCGCACGUCCCCAAGGCAGUCUCCUAUAGGGUCCCGGUACCAGAGUCCCCCCGGGGCCGUCUCGCCCAGGCUAGGGUCUUCGUCUAGAGUGGGGUCACCCAGACCUGAUUCGCCGAGGAUAGGCUCCUCGCGCUCGGCCUCUCCGAGGAGGAUGUCACCGCGGGUGUCUCCGAGGACCGGCCUGAGAUCUUCACCCACGAAAUUCGUGACAUCACGGACGUCCCCCAUCCCUGCCUCCCCAAGGAUCGUGAAACCUAUCGUGACGUACGGGUGCCAGAGAUCACCCAGACCCACCACCUUCGACCGCCAAAGAAGUCUAAGCGUGGAUAAGGUGAGGAAUGGCAGAGCGCCAGAGUUCCUCCAGAAAAUAAAACUGAAUAAAGAAAAUGCAAAAACGGCAAAAGACAGUAGUCCCCCGUCUACUUUACUCGCGGAUUCCGUCGAGAAAAGAGACUCCAGCAGAAGAGAGGAAAAAUCGUCAGACGUAGAGAGAGGAGAAGAGAAAGCAGUCGAGGAGGAGGAAGAGGAGGUCAUGUUAAAGAAAGAUGAAAAGAAUUCACCGUGCAAAGGAGGUGAAGGAACACCCGAAGAUGGAAGACAAAAGAUUUUCCCAAGACCUAGGGAAAGGGGAGCUAAGGGAGAAGAAAACACACAAGAGGAGAGGGAAGAAAAAACACCUGAUGAAGAGGAGGAGGAAAAGAUAGAAGACGAUAAUUCUCCUGAUGUGCCAGAGAGAAAGGUAAAACACCCAGGGCGAGCCGUGAGGGAAACCAUGAAAGAAGGGAAAGUAAUUCUCUUGCGUACAAAGGAUAACCUCAACAAUGCAGAGGACGACGCCACGACACCCGGUGAGGAGACACUCGGGGGCAUUGCUACAGGUGAAGGUGGGGAAAAGAAGGAAAAAGAAAAUGAGAAAGAGGAAAAGGGGGAUAAGGCAAAAGGGAAAGAUGAGAAAGAGAAGGAAAAAGAAAAGAGAGACAGAGAAAGUGAAGAUGUAGAGAAGGAUAAAGAAAAUAGGAAUGAAAAGGUGAAGGAAAAGGAGAAAGAUAAGACUAAUAAUAAUGAAGUGGACGGGGGGAAAGCCAAAGAAGCAAAUGAUCUUCCCAUGACAGGGACACCAAAGCCCUUGAAAGCUUUACGAAGAGAGAUGUCCGACUGCCGCCAGCGCCUGGAGUCCUUCGUGGAGAGCCGGGCGAUGCAGGAGCAGCGUCAGCAGCGCUACAUCCUCAUCACCUCCAAGAUGAGCGGAAAACUUGACUCUGAAAUCAUUCAGUUUUUCGAGUCUCAGCAGCAGAAGCCUCGAGAAAUCCUCAGGAAUGAGAAGGUGCUGCACGAGCACUUCCGGGCGGGCUCCAAGACCGACCUCCGGAGGGCGUCGGGAUCCAGCUUCCGAAGUAAGUCGGCAAGCACGGAGGGCGACAAGUCCUCAGAGGACGCGAAGGAAGGGUCUGAAGACGACGUCACACCCGAUGCAACGCACGACGUCAGCUUCUCGAGGGACAUCACGCGCGAGGCCUUUCCCUUCUUGACGAAAUCGGCCAAGGAAUCGCGCGAAGAGGAAGGCGUUGAGGAAGAUUCUGGUAGGGAACAUAGUAGUCCAGGCAGUGAAGGAAAGCUGGAAGGACAGGAAAAACUGGAGGAUCAGUCAAAAGUCACGGAGAAGGAUGAGAAUGAGGAGAGAAGUCUCCCCGUCGAGGAAGAGGCACAGGAGAGAAACAUCCACUUGUAUGACACAGUUGCAGACGAUAAGAGUGACGACGGAUCGACCGCCCUGCCCUCUCGCGACGAGACUUGCAAUCACGCGAGCAUUACCGAUCACACCGGAUCUGUGAACACAAUACCUGAUGAUGGUAACUUGAGACCGGGCCAAGGUAACGAUACCAUCGCCGGAGGGGAGAACAAGGAGGAGGAGGUGGAGGAAGAAGAGGCAACGGCCGGAGGGGAAUUAGAUGAAGACAUGAAUAGAGGCGAAACAGGGAAGCGAGAGGGGAGUGUGAAUGAAGAUGAUACUAACGAAGACGGUGGAAGCGACGAGAAGAGAGGUGAAAUAUUAACCGAAGCAUUGAGUACGACCUCGUUGGAGACAGCAGCUUUUGAAGAGGAGGAAAGGGGUAUCCUUGAUGAUGAGAAAAUCGACGUGGAGACGCGAGUGAAGAUUUGUGAGGAGACACUGAUUAGCAGUAGGACUGACAAUGUGCUCGUGAACGAAAGCGUGAGGGAAGAGAGGAGGUACGAGGAAGGACCGGCGAAGGUGAAGAAGGGGAUAGUGAAGGAAAUUAUCAUGCAGAAGGAGGAGGAAGCGAAAAGCAAAAUUGGGGAGACGUACAAGACACAACAGGUGUUGCGGCGGGACAUCUCCCCCACCGCACCCAAGGGAAAGGAUGAGACACAGCAAGAGGACACAGGAACCAAGGCCGACACGGCUCCCCGAAAGCCAGACGCCGACGACCACCCCGGAGUGUCCCCGGAAGGAUCAACGUCGAACAGAGACGCAGCGGCGACGAACGCGGCCGUGGGGGAGGGAGAGGAUGCCAGUGUGGGAUCGAAGGAAAGCCCGGCGAGGGUCAGAGGCUUUUCAAGUCGCGGCGAAUCGUCGGUGAACCUCGUAUCCCAAAGAACCCCUCUUGAACCUUCUGCCGAGGUGGCAGAAGGGAAAAACGAAAUAAAAGACGCGCAGGCCGAGGGGACCGUGAGGAGUCCACUGCUCAGGAGAACAGUGCAGAGUAAGGAAACCCGUACAGUUGAGUUUAACUUCGUUAAGGGCAAAGGUUUAGUGAGGGAAGAAAGAGUAGUGUUUAGAGGUGCAAGGGACUUGCAGGAAGACGUGUCGGACGAAGCCUCUGUAGCUGACAAACAGACCGAAGCUUCACAUCCAAAGGAAGAAACCAAAGAGGACGUCGAGAGACAAGACCCCGAAGAGCAGAGUACUGAGGAGCCAGACCAGAACGAAACACUGACGGCCGAGGACGAGCGUCAUGAUGAUGUCACAGUCUCUGCGGAGGACAGAGGAAAGGACGUCUCCGUGGAAGUUGUUGUGACAAAGUCGGAAACUGCGUAUCAUGAGGCCGUCGAGGUGCCUCACGACACACAGACCAGAGAAUCAGAGGAGCAAGUACCUGAGCACAUGUAUGCAAAUAUCCUUCCUCCUCCCGCGAGAGUCAUCGGGGAUGAGCCGAGAGAGGUCACUGCCCCGCCACGAGAGGAAGAAAUGGACGACGAAAGAGAGCUUUACCGCACGACCACCGCGCGCAGGCUAAUGUCAGGUCACAGGCGGUUGACCAAGACGAUAUCCGAAGGAAGUUUUGUCGCCGCCGAUGAGGCCAGCGGGACGGAAAGAGCUCGCCCGCCUUCGAUCAGGAGAAGCCGGACCGAGAGCGAAUUUCUCACCGACCAGCUGGCGGCCGCGGCGACGUCGAGCGCCGAACACAAGUCCGCCGUGAGCCAGAUCUUCACGCGCGGAGUAUCGGGGAAGGUGAGGAUGAAGAGCCGGAGUGUGGAAAACAUCCGGCUCUCCAGUCUCAGCUGCGUUGAGAUCACCAACCCCAUCGACAGCGCGCCGCUCCCGAAGAGCAGCUCGGCCUGCCGCAUUGUGGGCGUCCUCAAGAAGAAGGACUCGAGGGAGAACGUCCUCGAGCUCAUGUCCCCCUCCAAGGACGAUGAGCACGAAGACGAGGGCGAAGCCGAGCCACAGGAUGACAGUGAAACCACGAAGGAAAAUGGAAAAGAAGAAAAGGAGGAGGAUCAAGCAGAAGUAUUGAGUGAUCUCAGACUUUCAAAUAAUGACAACCUUCCCAUAGAGGAAUCACCUGUCGAGGAAGCCAUACCAAUAUCCCUCGUGGAAAAUAUCGAAGCCGAAGUUUUGGAACCGAUUGAGGCAGAGGUGAUUCAGCCAGUGGAAGACGUUCCGGAGGAAUUCCUGGGUCAACAGGAUGACGCAAAAGAUCACAGCGAGAGCUCGAGCAACCAGCUGGCCGAGGAGAUGUCACAGCUGCGCGUGGACAACGAGAAGCUGCUCACGAGGAACCGGUCGUUGCAGCGGGAGGUCGAGGAGCUACGGAGGGUCAAGACCAUCAUGGAGGAGGACGUGCAACUCAAGCCCCAGAUCAACCAGAUGACCAUGGAACUCACACACGCCAAGGAAGCUCUCUCGGCCUUAAAGGCGGAUAGGAAGCGUUUAAAGGCUGAGAAGUUUGAUCUACUGAACCAGAUGAAGCAACUUUACGCGACUCUUGAAGACAAGGAAAAGGAAUUGAGGGAUUUUAUCAGAAACUAUGAGCAGCGCAUGAAGGAGAGCGACGAGUCCCUACGGCAACUGGCAGCGGAGCGAGACGAGACGGAGCGAGAAAAGUGGAACAUCCUGAAGCACGCGCGGGACGAGUCUGAGCGAGUCGUCAAACUCUCGGCCGAGCUCGGGGUCAAGGAAACCACCAUCAGGAAGCUCCAGGAAGAACUCGAUGCGCAGUUUUCCCCUUUGCAACUGCAGGUCCGCAAACAGCUCAUCUCUAUGGGAUAUCACAGUGAUGCCGAGUCUGUCAGGACCAACGGGCUGCCCACGCCCACAGCUUCAACGCCCGCGUGUUCUCCCUUGCCCCUCUCCACGCCCACGCCCACACCCAACGGCCGAGGCUCAUCUGCUGAUUCAGGCGUGAGGCUGUCGAGCGAUAGGGAUUCAACGGCCAGUCAUGAAGGCACACCUACCAUUACUGUGGAACGAGGAUCUCUGGACUGUGACACGCUAUCCAUAUGCUCCUCAGCUACAGCUGCUUCCCACUACUACUAUGCAUGUGGACCAGGAACCCCUAAGGAAUCCCCGUCUCUAUCUCCUCUGUACGCCACGCCAGUAUCUCUGCGAGGAGAGGACCGCGAAGACCGGGGCGGGGACAACACCCCCACCAGUGUCCCGACGCAUUCGGCCGCAAGUCUCAACUCGUCGGCCAUGAGUGGACUUGCGAGCAGCAAUGCUAGUACCGGGGGGCUGAGUCGGUCAGCGGAACAACUUUGCGAACGCUUAGCCGAGGCCGCGGAAUCGUCAAAGAUCAGAGGUUGUAGCACACUCACGAGGAAGAGCCACAAGGGAGGAGGUACUUGGGGGUCCAUCUCGAGAGUGUUCGCUCGCCAGAAGAAGCGUGCGGCCCUCGAUGCCUCGUUAUAUGAUGGAAGCGCGAGUGACAAGCGUGCCUCGUGGUCCCCAAGUUCAUCUCUGUGUGCCUCGCCCCUUACUGAGGAGAGUUACUCCGAGAAGCUCAGAUUACUCGAGGAGGCUCAGCACAUUCCUCUUGAGAGAUGGAAAGCCCCAACUGUCCUAGCCUGGCUGGAAGUAACCCUUGGCAUGCCCCAGUAUGGUGCCAUGUGUGCAGAAAAUAUUCGAAGCGGAAAGGUUCUCCUAGAGCUCAGCGACUCUGAGUUAGAAUCCGGCCUCGGGAUCUCGCACCCGAUGCACCGCAAAAAGCUCAGGCUAGCCAUCGAGGAGCUUCGCGAGCCGCGGCUGACUCGCUUCCCCAGAAUCUCCGCACUCAAUCACACUUGGGUUUCCUCCGAGUGGCUUCCAGAUCUUGGCCUUCCUCAGUAUGCCGAUGCCUUCGCCAACAACCUCGUGGAUGGGAGGCUCCUGGAGGCGCUCACGAAGAAGGAGCUGGAGAAGCACCUGGGGGUUCACCGGAAGUUCCACCAAGCAUCGAUCAUUCACGGUGUCCAUCUGUUGAGAAUCGUCAGAUUCGAUAGACAGGUGUUAGCGGAGCGCCGACGGCAGUGCGAGCACGUGGACUGUGACCCCGUCGUGUGGACGAACGUGCGGUGGGUCCGAUGGGCUCGCUCGGUCGACCUGGCGGAGUACGCAGAUAACCUCAAGGACAGCGGUGUUCACGGCGCCCUCGUGGUUCUGGAGUCGUCCUUCACUGCAGACACGAUGGCCACGGCGCUGGGCAUCCCGCAGUCCAAGAAUAUAAUCCGCAGACACCUGGCAACUGAAAUGGAGGCGCUAAUUAACCCCGCCAGACAGCAGAUUGAGGAGCAGGCCCGCUUCGCCAAGAUGGAGCGGCGCCGGCAGGAGAAAAUGGCGGCCGGAGGGAGCCUCGGCCGGUCCUUCUCCAGAAGCUACGGCACGGGGCUGGAGAAGGGCGAGAAGGACAAGAGGCGAGCUUCCUUGAGAGGAUCUCUCAGCCGUGCUCUGGGCCUUCGUCUGCGAGAGGAAGCUGCUGCAGGAAACCAUAAUGGGGGAGAAUCUUCCUCCUCUGGUGGCCAGUCUCCCGCUGUCUCUGCAAGGACAAAUACUCACCAUCCUCACCACACACGGCCGCGGUCCUCCGUCAUGCCUUCUGCUGCUUACGUGCACCAUGAGACUCACCGUCGCGUAAAGAGUAUCGGAGACAUUGAGACUAUAACCGUGACACCUGUUUAGCAAUACUCUUGCCAGCGAUCACGUGACUGGUUCGCUGAAAGUGGUGGUGGUGGUGGUGGUGGUGGUGGAGGUGGUGGCGGAGUUUGCACAUUUCUGUGUUCUCCAGUUUUUAAUGUGUUUAAUUAAGCACAGUAACCAACUUAUCAGGGUGAAUAGGAUGUAGAAGUGUGAAAAAAGAGCAUGUGUGUAACGUAAAUUUUAAAAGAGCUUAAUAAAGAUCUCUUAAGUGUUGAAAGAGGUUCUUGUGCCAGCAUCUUUGGCAGCAUAGAAAUAAGUGUUGGUAAAGUCUCUUUACUAAUGUAUAUCAUAUGUACAUAUGAAGUAGCUGCCAAACCUUAUAUUCCAAGAAACUACAAGACAUGAUAAAAUGCUCAGCACUGAGUAUACUGCCAGUUGAUGCAACAUCACAUGGAAACACAAAUUCAUAUCGAAGAUGUUUCUUCUAAUUUCAUACUAGUCGAGUACAACAUUUUCAACAGCCCCAGGGACCACAAGCAAAUCGCCUUUUCUUUGUGGUUAGUUGUCAGGCUGAAUGUUGAAGAAUUGCAAUCAUGCAUGGCGUAACAAGAUGCUGAUGCAGGACAUAGUUACAAGUGCACCCCAGAAUUUAUACCAAAGUUUUGGAAAGUAUAAUGUGCACCCACCUAGUAUGAGUAGGAAAAUAGCCAUAAGAAUGUAUUGACUAAGUGAGAUGGAAAAAAAGUAAUGGUUAGAGAGACACAGAUCUGGAUGUUCUGCUCAAAAAAAUUAUCAUUAAGUUAAAAUGAAAACAGAGACCUGACAAAGAGAUUUGAACAAAGACAGGGACCAGGCAACGCGCCAUAAUACAGGGUUCCAGUUCAAACACAUCCGAAGCAUCAGGACAAAACCAUGGUCUUCAUUUUGCUACAACAGUCAUAUUUGUUAGUCCUUAUCUAUUAUGCUCCUGUGAACAACUGUGAGAUGGCUCGAAUGGAAGCAGUUAUGGUGACAAGACUGCAGUUUCUGGCCCUUGAGUAGUAGCAAGAGUUAGGAUGAAUUUGUGUACAGCCUAUGUAUCUUUUGUACUUAAACAGCAAUGAGUGUGUAUGUACUGCUAUGUGAGUUUUAUAACUACUUUAAUGUCCUAUUAAUCACUUGGUUGUCGUGUAUUUGAAUUUUAUGUAUAGAGGUCCUUAAUCUGAGUGUACAUUUUUUCUUCGACAACUGAGAGGUCACUGAUUAAACAAUAUUAUUUUUUGCUUUAGAGUAGAUUGGUAGUUAUCAGUAUGCUGCUGAGCACAAUAUUACAGGUUACUUUAUGAAAGUUCAUAUUUAUUAGCAAUGUAUACUGAUUGAGCUCGACAGAAAUUGCAUACUAUUUACUGUGUGUGUUAUGUCAAUAAUGAAAUUUCUCCUAUUGUGAAUGUUACUAGUCAGGUUCCAUUUAAUUGACAAAGGGAAAUUGUUCAGCAUAUGUGACCAUGUCAGGAGUUGCAUGAUCAUAUAGCAUCAUAUUUAUAUGAUAUGGACAUAGAUAUUUGAAUAUUUGUAUUGAAAAUAGUCUUGGCAAUUAUCCAGAUAACAUUAUGUCAUACGCUGAAUCUCUAAGCUUCUUGCCAGGAAUCAGUUGGUACAAAACAAAUAUCUAUGCUAAUGAAAAUGCUGUUUUAUCCCAUCAUUAACUAACAUUGAGAAAUGCUGUAUAUCAAUGACAGGAAGGAAAUGCAGCUUUAUGGUUUAUACUCUACAAUUAUUGUAAAUGUUGAUGUGGCCACAUAUUGUUGACUGUAAGCUUUGCAUUUCUAUUGGAUGCAGCCAUUGCUUUACCUACACAAGGUGAAAACUUUGAGAGAAAGUAAUAUAUAAUCUAGACAGGAAUUUGAUCAGAAUUCUGCCCUAAAAGUCCUUGACAACGUUUUACUGCUCCAAGAACUUCGCUUAGUUUCAAACUUCUGUAAUGACUAAAAUUGAAAAGUGAGGUGAUGCCAGCAUAUACAGGUGUAAAUACGUUCAUCAGAGGACAUUAAGUGGGUUCUUACAUAAACACAUUUCAGAUUUUAUUUGUGGUGAUUUUUCUUUCUCCACUUACUAAUGGUGAAAGCACCAAAUAAAUGUCAAAGCGAGUAAUGUCAGUGGAAGUAUGAAUUGCUAUUUCUCGGUGUAGAGUUGGUAAGCCUCAUCUUUAAUUCUACAAAAUUGAAAGACCUACUCUUAGUUUAAAGAAGUGCUUUAAUGUCAUGUCAUGUACGGGUGCAUUUAGAAGGAAUUUUUUUCAUCGUAGGGAAGAGGGAGGAAGAGAAUGACAGGCUGACGCAGGAAACUUCCUCAGCUGCCGUUGAUUCUUCUUCAUCUACUUCUUGUGAAUAAUUUCCCUUCCAAGCAGCCCAAAAAUGAAACAGAGUGAGAAAAUAGCGUUGUCAUCCAAAGCAAGUGCAUUGUAUUUUUAUAUCAUUGUAAUUUAUGAUGGUAUGUUGGAUUGUAAAUACGAGAAUGUUGGCAGGGUCGCCAUGACCAUAUGUGUCAGUAAACAUAAGCUAUUGGAUUCAUAGAACAUGGGGUUUAUCAGUGGUCCAUUCAAAGAAUGGGACAAUAACUUGCAUCAUGUACAGAUAAAGAAGUCAUUUCAUCCCUGAGAUAUAUAAUCAUUUAUAUGUUAGUGAGAUCUGCAUAUCAUCCACUUGACCAAACCUUUUUUGAACUUAUAGUGAUAGAAAAGUUGUAAACACUGUAGUUGCAUUACAAUUUAAAUGUUGUUGUACAUUCUCUGAACUGAAACCACUGAUGAAUAACCAUUUGCAGAAAAAAGUUGGAAAGGCAAUUACUCAAAAAAUUUUCAACCAUGAUACAAAGUUCAAAGAAAUAGCUGUUUAUAAUGAGUACAGUCUUGUAUUUUGCCAUAGACAAAAUUUGUGAGAAACAUAAUUUGCUUAAUAUGUAGUGCUUGGAAUAUGUUUGUGUACAAGCAAAAAAAACAAAAAACAAAAACAAAACAAAAAAAAGAGCAGCUGUAAAAAGAUUGUUUGGAGUUCAUAUCACACACUACAAAAUAGAGUAGAUCCUUUGUCAUAGCAUUUUUUGAGAGAAAGGAAAGGAGAAGCAAUUAUUAUUUUUACACCAAUCAAUGUUUUUGUUCAUCCAGACAUUUUGGAUUCAGUGUUUCACAGAAUUCAGAAUCAAGAAAUGUAUUUAUGUUUUGGGAAGUAUCCAUACAAAAUUGACAUGUCCUAAACAUAGUUAGGCAUUGUUUCUUUUGUGCAUAUUAUGGGAUAACCAACUGAUUACCUAACAGCUAGUUCUACAUAUCCAAAAUAUAAUGGAAACAUUCACCUUACAUAUAAAUUUACGUAAAAAGUUUCUUGUCAGUAUUCUUUUUAGUAGUCUUUUGUAUAGUACAUUGAGCUCCACUGAACAAUAGGAAAUAUGUUUUAUGGCAUCGUGAUCAAUGCCAAUGGGAUAAUUUUUUGUUUGUUUAACUUCCAUUUAAAACGAAGUAAACACUAAAUAUUGUAAAGCACUAAUCUAAUCUACCAAGGAUGUAAUUUGGUAUCAAAUGAUGCUAUUUGAUAUACUAAAAGCUGUACUUGUUUGUUCUGUUUCACAAAUGAAAUCAUAGGUCAUUGGCAUGCCAACUGUUUGACAUUCCAGUUUGUUUCAUAUUCAGAAACAAUAAAAUAUUAGAAGAA
Messenger RNA from Penaeus indicus, 11298 nucleotides. RefSeq names its product trichohyalin-like (gene Liprin-gamma). The coding region runs from base 659 to 7654 and encodes 2331 amino acids. The transcript has 14 exons. NCBI's taxonomy places the organism in Eukaryota, Metazoa, Arthropoda, Malacostraca, Decapoda, Penaeidae. The record is from RefSeq and is a predicted model, not a curated record. Gene Ontology annotation, molecular function: protein binding.